This is a messenger RNA of Malania oleifera, 2882 nucleotides long. RefSeq lists its product as uncharacterized. Bases 474 to 2651 code for a protein of 725 amino acids. The record is from RefSeq and is a predicted model, not a curated record. Lineage: Eukaryota; Viridiplantae; Streptophyta; Magnoliopsida; Santalales; Ximeniaceae. Gene Ontology annotation, cellular component: Golgi apparatus. The transcript has 18 exons. Gene Ontology annotation, biological process: Golgi organization.
UCCAGCUUCCUAUACUUUUAGUUGACCAGAAUACCCUUCCAUUCCGGCUAUUUCACCGCCAGUUUUUACGUUAAAUGAAGGGUAUUUUCGUCAUGUCGGUGAAAAUGAUGAUCGCCGGACCUGCACUGGACCCAAGCCAAAAAUACUGCAAGUCCGCAAGUCCUCUCUCUCUCUCUCUCUCUCUCUCUCUCUCUCAAAACUUCGUUUCGAAGCUCCCUCCCAGCAAUCUCUCAUAUUUUUCUCUCUUUAUACUUCCUCCGUCCUCCGGACUUUGUGCGUGAGGAGCAGUUUCAGUCUCUGUCGGAAUUCGCAGAUCCAUAUAUACCUCUGAUCAUCGUUUCAUUUGUAUAAAUAUUUCUCUGGUAAUCGGUUGUUUUCUUCAAUGCCAUUUUGGUUCUGAUCAGUGAAAGUGGGCGUAGGGAGAAGGAGAGAGGCAGAGAGAGGUAGAGUCCGAGUGGGAGGGUUAAGGUUGGAUGGGGGCCGUGCCUUCCACGCCGCGCCACAGCGCGCGGCCACAGGACACGGCGGAAUACCUAAUCGGCACAUUUGUUGGCGAGAAGUCGUUCCCUCUCGCCUCAGAUUUCUGGCAGAAAUUUCUCGAGCUUCCCCUCAAUCUUGACUGGCCCAAUCAGCGAGUCCUUCAAGCUUGCGAGGUGUUUGCACAGAAUAACUAUUAUACAAGGCAUCUUGCAAAGAUUUUGAUUCACCUGGCAUGGUGUUUGCAAGAGUCUGCUUCAACGCCUGGUGCACCACCGACUGUUUUUGCGAGAGCUAUUAAUGCAUUAUAUAUCUCAUCUGUUUUCCUGAAGUACUUAAUUGAAAAUUCCAAGAGUGAGAAGAUUGAGGAGUUAUACCUAUUCCUAGAUGAAAGUGAAGCAAUACCAAAGGAAUUUCACAGAGAUCAAAACAUUGAAAAUCUUGUUAUGCAUAGUGUCCUUAGCUUCAUUGGCACCUUAGACGUAAGCCCCAAGACAUACCUCCUGCAUCAUGAGCUCCUUAACUUCAUGCUCGUUGCGAUGUCAACUCAGCUUCUUUCUGGACCAUCACCAGGACUAAACGAUGUGAAUCCAUUCAUUGAUGCAGCAAUGACUCAGGAAAGUUCUUUGAUUGGUUUAGUGGUUUGCAAACUGCUACUUAAUUACAUCACGCGGCCUCAUAUCCCCUUGAACAAUAUAUCCUAUUCUGUAUUUACCGAAGGAAGCCAACCUGGGGUCCUACAGAGAGUUGGUUCAGCGGCAGCAAAUUUCAUGCUAUUGCCAUUCAAUUAUUUUGUCAGUUCAAGCGGUGAAGGUUCAAGAAGUCCAUUGGCUGAUAGCAGUCUCCAUGUGUUAAUUAUUCUCAUUCAUUUCCGUAAGUGUGUUAUUGGGGAUGAAUCCAUUAUCGACAGAAGUAAUGAUACAACCACUUCAGAUUCUGUUUCCAAAGAAAUUACCUAUUUUUCUGAAAACCCUUACUGCAAGGCCUUGGAAAAUGCUAGGGACAUUGAGCUUGACCGUGUGGAUAUUGAAGGGAAUGCACACAACGGUCCUCUUGUCAGAUUACCUUUUGCCUCUUUAUUUGAUACUCUUGGCAUGUGCUUGGCUGAUGAGGCUGCUGUCCUACUCCUGUAUUCACUGGUGCAUGGGAAUUCUGACUUUUUGGAGUAUGUUUUGGUGCGAACUGAUUUGGAUACAUUGUUGAUGCCCAUUUUGGAGACGUUGUACAAUGCCUCAAAGCGGACAUCUAACCAGAUCUACAUGUUGCUGAUUAUCCUUCUUAUACUCAGUCAAGAUUCCUCUUUCAAUGCCAGCAUUCACAAGCUGAUUCUUCCUAGUGUUCCAUGGUACCAAGAGCGCCUUCUCCAUCAGACUUCACUUGGAUCUCUGAUGGUCAUAAUUCUCAUAAGGACUGUGAAGUAUAACCUUUCUAAGCUACGGGAUGUUUAUCUCCACACGAAUUGUCUGGCUACUUUGGCAAAUAUGGCCCCUCAUGUUCACCGUUUGAGUGCUUAUGCAUCACAAAGAUUGGUUAGCCUUUUCGAUAUGCUGUCACGCAAGUAUACCAAACUAGCAGAGCUAAGAGGAGAUAAGAUAGAUAUGGCCAAAAGCAAUUCAAUGGAGGGAGAGAGCAUUGGAGAUAUGUCAACAGAACUGCAUAUUUAUACGGAUUUCCUGAGAAUUGUGCUGGAAAUAUUGAAUGCCAUCUUGACUUAUGCUCUGCCCCGGAAUCCUGAGGUUGUAUACGCUAUAAUGCAUAGGCAGGAGGUCUUUCAGCCUUUCAAGAACCAUCCACGUUUUAAUGAGCUGCUUGAGAACAUUUAUACUGUAUUAGAUUUUUUCAAUAGCCGCAUUGAUGCCCAAAGAAUGGAUGGGGAAUGGUCUGUGGAGAAAGUUCUUCAAGUUAUAAUCAUCAAUUGCCGGUCCUGGCGGGGUGAAGGCAUGAAGAUGUUUACUCAAUUGCGAUUCACAUAUGAACAAGAGAGUCACCCAGAGGAGUUCUUUAUUCCAUAUGUGUGGCAACGAGUUCUGUCCCGCAGUGGAUUCAGUUUUAACCCCAGCACCAUAAAUCUGUUUCCAGUUGAUAUGCCUACUGAAAGUAACUAUGCCGGAGGGGUUGCUGAUAAGCAUCAAAAUGGGGGGUUGAACUCCGAUGGUGUACCCCUCAACCCUUAGCCCUUAGCUGGUGCGGUACAGUUUUCACCUGUUGUUUUUGUUCCUUUUCUCUGUAUGUAAAUAUAUGCAAUAGAAGAAAAUGUAUUCUUCCCAUUUUUUCUCCUUUUUUUUCUUUAAAUCUGUUUAUAUGUUUUAAACAGUGUAGAUGGCAUUUUUCAUACGGAUGAAUGUGAGAUACGACAGAUGAAUAUCACCAAUAUUGUAAUGAAUAAGAGAGGCAGUUCAGUUCAA